AUGAAGUUCGAAACCCCAACGGUCGAUCGGGAGAGCUACAUCCCACUGCAGGAGAACAGGACCUCCAGAAUGUUCCCGACCAAGAAAACCUGUUUGGACCAGAAGGUGACCGUGCGUGUUGCUAUGUGGUGCUUUCUGGUCCUCCAGAUUAUCCUGUGGUUUAUCCAAAAGUUGAUUAUGAGCUACUGGUACCGAGGCUACGACUGGUAUAAAAGUUCCGAGAUUGGCUGUUACUACCAGGAUCGGGGACUGCUGCUUCUUGCCUCGCUAUUUGCGAGCCUGGGCUUUUAUCUCUGGUCGACUUACCCCUGCCGGCCCAAUUUCACUGUCGGUGGGUCGAUCAAGAUGUUCUUUCUGGGAUCGGCCUUUGUCUAUCUCCUGGUGAAUGUCGCCUCGUGGUUUGACGACAACUUUUGA
Molecule: messenger RNA, 417 nt
Organism: Aspergillus fijiensis CBS 313.89
Lineage: Eukaryota; Fungi; Ascomycota; Eurotiomycetes; Eurotiales; Aspergillaceae
Exons: 1
Coding region: 1-417 (138 amino acids)
Source: RefSeq, a predicted model, not a curated record